This is a messenger RNA of Stereum hirsutum FP-91666 SS1, 598 nucleotides long. RefSeq lists its product as uncharacterized. The coding region runs from base 1 to 516 and encodes 171 amino acids. NCBI's taxonomy places the organism in Eukaryota, Fungi, Basidiomycota, Agaricomycetes, Russulales, Stereaceae. The record is from RefSeq and is a predicted model, not a curated record. The transcript is spliced from 3 exons.
AUGCCCUCCGACAACAAUAAUAUCUCUGUACGAAAUUCACUCGGUUUUACGAAGACCGCACUUGAAGAUACACAGCAGCCUAGCCUUCAACGAACAAACCCUUCCCCUGAUAAUCAAGAGCUGGCAGAGCAACUCGGGCGCCUCCAACUGGUCACACAGCCUGACAGCCUUCCAGAGUCCCAGGAUGUGAUUGAGGGCAGUAAAUCAGAGGCUCGGGUGGGCAUGCUGUUGGGCGUAACGACGACCUUAUCCUCUGCGCCUUCGGAGCGUCUGAAUCUCGCUGGCCAUCACGGGACGGCAACGACGGUGAGCGGUGGCUCUGCUAAUACUGCGAGCACUCCCUUGGGUCAACACUUCCCUCGCACUGCACCUCCGAACAACCGUCCUCCGAAGACUGGCGUUGGAAAGGGGAGUGAUUUUGCCGGAGAUCGCGGGGACUUGGAUAUUGAUAGAGAUGCUUUCGACGAGUUCUCGAGCUGGGUAUCGGGCGAGCUAUCAAACCCGACGACGAAGUGAGUAUGAGCCCAUUCUGUCGGCGGGACCGAAGGAGGGAAGACAGGAAGGAAGGAAUAGAUUAGAGGUCCAAAAUCCUUGUCCG